Messenger RNA from Zophobas morio, 2818 nucleotides. It is a transcript of the gene Moca-cyp, whose product is annotated as peptidyl-prolyl cis-trans isomerase G. NCBI's taxonomy places the organism in Eukaryota, Metazoa, Arthropoda, Insecta, Coleoptera, Tenebrionidae. Gene Ontology annotation, molecular function: peptidyl-prolyl cis-trans isomerase activity. Gene Ontology annotation, cellular component: intracellular membrane-bounded organelle. The transcript is spliced from 13 exons. Bases 182 to 2548 code for a protein of 788 amino acids. Gene Ontology annotation, biological process: protein folding; protein peptidyl-prolyl isomerization. The record is from RefSeq and is a predicted model, not a curated record.
AUUUGCAAAAAGUGGUUAAAAUGUUUGCUGGCGGUGAUAAGCGAUAAGUGAUAAUGGACAAUUAAGCCAGUUUCUGUGGUAAUUCAGUCAAAUAAUCACGUUUUUCGUAAGAAAAGUCCGUUACAUGUUGUAGUGAAGUUGCAUUUCGUAUGACUUUUGUGGAGUGAGAAUUGGUUGCAAGAUGGACGAGCAGCCGAAGGAGAGAAUUCGGUGCUUCUUUGAUGUCUCAAUUGGGGGCUUACAGUCAGGCCGGAUCGUGUUUGAGCUGUUCACUGAUGUGGUGCCGAAAACGUGUGAGAAUUUCAGGUGCCUGUGCACUGGGGAGAAAGGCUUGGGGCAGAACACGAAGAAGACGCUACAUUUUAAGGGAGUCGUGUUCCACCGGGUGGUGAAGGAUUUUAUUAUCCAAGGGGGAGAUUUUUCCAAUGGGAAUGGGACUGGAGGAGAGAGUAUUUACGGCGGGACUUUCGAAGAUGAAAACUUUGAUUUAAAGCAUGACCAGCCGUUCCUUCUGUCGAUGGCGAACCGCGGCAAGGAUACCAACGGGUCUCAGUUUUUUAUUACCACACAACCGGCCCCUCAUCUCGACAAUGUUCAUGUUGUCUUUGGACGCGUUGUCGGAGGAGUCGAUGUCGUGCGUCAGAUCGAAUCCUUGCCAGUAGAUACGAACAGUCGGCCUUUACAGGAUGCCAAAAUUGUCAAGUGUGGUGAAUUGGUGCGCCAAGUGAAAGCCAAAAAAGAGAAAAAGAAGAAGAAGGAGGAGAACGAGGAAGAGGAAGCCACCUCCGGGGACGAAAAGAAGAAAAAGAAACACAAAAAGGACAAAAAGAAGGAGAAGAAAGACAAGAAAAAUAAAGAAAAAACUGAAGGUGACUCAGAGGAAGAAGGUGAAGUGCAAGACCUCCACCCUCUGGCGACCGUGACCGAUAUUAACCCAGAAGAUAUACCUGACGUACCUUUCAACAAAUUCCUAAUGAGAGGCCCCCAGGAAAAAGAGAAAGAGAGGAAAUUCAACAAGAAGCGAAAAGAUGAUUUCAGAAGAGACAGGAGACGAGAUUGGGAUCACGGUUUCAACCGCAGGGACCGCCCCAUCACCACUAAGAGCGGCAGAAUUAUCAAGGGCAGAGGGAAAUUUAGGUAUAGAACGCCCUCUCGAAGUCGAUCCAGAAGCGGGACUCCGUUACACUGGCGAAAGGAGGAAUCCCGCGUCAUUAAGCUCUCAGAGUUCGAAAAACUGGAGGCCGAGCGGAAGAAGCGCGAAGAGCGGCGGAGACAAGAGAAGGCCAUUCGGGAAGAGAAUCGUCAGGAAGGGGAUUCCGACGAGAAAAGUAACGAUAAACAGAACAAAGAAGUCGACUAUAACGCGUUGGACUAUGAGGAAAAUCAGUCGGAAGAGGAGGAGACGGUGCGCAAGCAGGUACCGAGUUUGGUCCAGUACCCCCUUCCGGGUACUUUCAACCCGAACAAGGAACCGGCUAACGAGAAGGACGAAGUCAAGGAUGGGCAGGAGGAGAUCGUCAGUAACGCGAAAAGCGAAGUCAUGGCUAUGGCGUUGGGGGUACAAGUGAAGACGGGAGAGGAGUCACCGAGGGACGGACCCAUCAGCGGGUUCGAGAAACGAAACAAACAGAACGAGAUUUCCCAGAAUAACGACCACCACGCCAACCUGAUGAAGCUCGCCGGCCAGCCAAACGACCCCCAGAAAAAGCGCAACCAACAAGACAAAAAAGAAGCCGAAGUACGCACAGGCCGCAACAAAUUCGAGACGGAGAAACCCGACAAUCACAACGACGAGAAUCGCGCUUACAAGAACGGGGGCUACCGCGAGCCGAACCGCCGACGGAUGGAGAGGCGGCCGUUCGACGACCGGAGACCCUUGCGGCGGCCGUUCGGCCGCCGCGACCGAGGGCGGUACGCGCCGUACCCGUCGCGCGAGCGCAAGUACCGGCGCUCGCCGCGGAGGUCCAGGUCGAGGCACAGGCAGCGCUCGCGCUCGCGGAGGCGCUCCCACAGGCGCUCGACCACCCCCGACGACAAGUCGCGGAACAGGUCGAAGUCGCCCAGCGACGACGAGAAGAAGAAGCCGGAAGCCAACCACAAGGAAGAGAAGAAGGUGGACGACGCCGAGGAGAAGUACAAGAGGUUGUUGAUUUUGCGCAAGCAGAUGGAGUUGCUGGAGAUGAAGAAGAAGAAGGAGGUGGAGCAGAAGCUGAUGGAGGAGAAGCACAGGAAGGCGAAGGAGGAGGCGGAUAUGCUGGAGAAGGCGAAGAAGGCGAAGAGGGAGGCGAUCGAGAAGGAGAAGUUGCUGAAGACGUACAAAGUGCUGCAGGAGUUGGAUAAGAACAGUUCGGGGAAGGGGAAGAGGGCGCGGAGUUACAGCUCGGGCAGUUCGAGCAGCUACAGCGACAGUUCGAGUGAUUCGUCGUCAAGGAAGUCCAAGAGGCGCGGGAGGUCGCGGUCUCGUUCGAGGAGAAAGGGGAAGAGACGCAGCAGUUCCAGUAGAAGUAGGUCCCGGCGCAGAGGCUACACCCCCAAGAAGAAAAGAUAAUACAAAGAUUUACCCAUUUCCAAUACGUUUCAUUCUUUUUUCACGUGUUUUAAGGUUUCAAACAUUGUAUAUUUUUUUGGGAAAAUAGUGUUCUGAGAAAACACCACAUGUAAAGAAUUCGAAAAAAAAAAACAACUGAGUUUUCUUUGCCCCGUCGCCACACACACUACUAGGGAAGAAAAAAGUACUGAAAAUACCAAACACUUUUAUUAUUCAUCAUAUUGCUACCAUAGCAAUAUAAAAUCUAAUAUAAUUAUUGUUAACAAUUAA